Molecule: messenger RNA, 297 nt
Organism: Penicillium verrucosum
Lineage: Eukaryota; Fungi; Ascomycota; Eurotiomycetes; Eurotiales; Aspergillaceae
Exons: 4
Coding region: 1-297 (98 amino acids)
Biological process (GO): vacuole fusion, non-autophagic
Molecular function (GO): endopeptidase inhibitor activity
Source: RefSeq, a predicted model, not a curated record
AUGAAGCUUACAUUUGCUGCCCUGCUAGUUCUACCAUUGGCACUAGCCGGAUCGCUCAAGUCCGUCAUCAUUACUUUCCCCAAGGGAACGCCUGACUCGGUGGUUAACCAAGCCAAAGUUUGUCUGGUGGCUUCAGGUGGCGUCAUCACGCAUGAAUACCAUUUGAUCAAUGGCUUCGCUGCUGAGGCUCCUGUGAGCGCUCUCCAAACCCUCUCCACGCAGGAUACUCAAUACAAACCGAAUAUCGAAGAAGAUAAGGUUGUCAGUGCAUAUGGAGACUAUUCUGGUGCAGUCUAA